UGCUCACGGCUUGGUGAGUCCAGCGAAGGGACCUGCUUCAAAAAUUAGCCAGUUUGCACUUACCGAGCAUCCCUGUGUAUGCCCUCUUCUCCAGGCCAUGCCCACCAGAGGAUUUUUGUGUGUCGUCCCUAGCUGGAUUUGGGAAUGUGCUGCGUGGCAGAAAGCCAGUCCCUGUAAAGCUGCAGUUCUGCAAGGUGGAUAAUGGAAUCACUCUGCUAGUAACUUUUCCCCCUAAAUUCUGAGGCAUAUUUUAAGGUUGUGAAACAUAUUGACUCUGAAAUAGAGAUAAGAACUGGAGUAGACACAAACAGCGUAGGCGUUACACCCGGGUUUUUUUGCAACUCCCACUCUGUUGUAAAAAUAGUACAGCAAGGAGCACGCUGCUCUGUGCCAUCCUUCAGAGACCAAACGACGAUGGGACCACGUGUCUGGACAUCAGCGGACUGAACCAGAAGCAGAGCUGGGACAUAAGGCAUGGGCAGAGGUGCUGAACCCUUUCCUGUUCCUUAAAAUCGAUGGAGGUCUUACCAAAAGAUCAAAUUAAAUCAUUUUAAAUGUUAUUGAAAUAGAUAAAAAGUAGUAAUAUCAUUCCGAAGUGCUGCAAAAAUACAUUGCACUGAGCUAGGGUGCUUUCCGUCAAGAAGAGGGACAAUGGGAAGCUGCAGCAGGGUGUCCCUGCAUCCACUCAGUUUCUGUUCACAUUGUACACAACGCACCUGGUCUUUAGACCACACCUGCACCGUAAUUCCUAACUGCCCUUAAUUCUUUUGCAAUUCCAAACCGGAGCAAAAUACAAUUAAUUAGGUGCAGACCAGUUGCAGAAAUCAGAUAAGACUCGCUGGCAGGCAGCUGCUUCCAGGAGAUGUGUCUCCUGACGGAUGGGGACGUUGUGCAACUCGGGCAGAGCAUCACCCAGACGUGGGCUGGCGGCGGGGAGAGCGCCUGCGAUAAGACGUGAGGGUGUCACCUCAGCAGAGGAGAAACUCGCGGCCGGCGGCCGGGGUGGCUUUCCAACCCAGGAGAUAGUCACCGGAGCCCCCACGGCAGGACCAGCCACUGGCAUGGAUUACGAUGACACCGUCACCGCUGAGGUCUGCAAGGAGGAUGACAUUGAGGAUGGAGAGCUCUGUGAGGUGAUGGUGGCUGGUUACCCAGUGCUGCUGGUGAGGAACAGGAAGGAGUUCAGUGCCCUGGGCAGCAGGUGCCCCCACUAUGGUGCCCCGCUCAGCAAAGGAGUCUUGAAAGGGGAGAGGCUGCGCUGCCCCUGGCAUGGCGCUUGCUUUAACAUCAAAACUGGAGACAUCGAGGAAUACCCUGCUCUGGACUGUCUUCCCUGCUUUAAGGUAACCGUGAAAGACGGAAAGGUGUUUGUUACUGCAAAAAAGAAGGAUCUUGAAAGCAGCUUGAGGGUGAAGGAUGCAAGCAAGCGAUGCCUUCUCAACUGGGACACGAUGCUGCUCCUGGGGGGAGGUGUGGCUGCCCUGGCAUGUGCAGAGACACUUCGCCAAGAGGGCUUUACUGGCAGGAUCAUCAUGGCCACCAAAGAGAAACAUGUUCCAUAUGACAAGUCCAAACUGAGCAAGGAAAUGGACUUGAAAGCUGAGGACAUCUACCUGAGGAAACCUGAAUUCCUUGAUGCUCGUGACAUAGAGGUCUGGACAGAGAAAGAGGCAGUGUCAGUGGAUUUCCAGAAGCAGAAGGUCCACUUUAUGGACGGGUCCUCUCAGAAAUACAAUCAGCUGCUCAUUGCAACAGGCAGCCACUCCAGCCUCCUCGAAGUCCCAGGUGCAGACCUGCAGAAUGUGUGCAUUCUCCAAACCCCAGAAUGCUCCAGCAAGAUCUUAGAGCUGGCAACUGGGAGGAACCUGGUGAUUGUGGGAGCUUCAUUCGUAGGAAUGGAGGUAGCUGCCUUCCUCUCAGACAAGGCUGGCGCCAUCUCAGUGGUUGAAAAAAGGGAAUUCCCUUUCCAGAAUACGCUGGGUCCUCAGGUUGGAGGUGUCGCCAUGAAGAUGCUGCAAAAUAAAGGGGUGAAGUUUUACAUGAAAACAGAACUCUGUGAGCUGAAAGGAAAGGAUGGAAAGGUCACAGAGGCUGUUCUUGACAGUGGAGAGACGCUACCUGCAGAUGUGGUAGUGGUGGGAAUAGGGGUGUUCCCCAACUCAGCAUUUCUGAAGGGCACCUCCAUUGCCAGAGAUGACAGCGGUGCCAUACUCGUCAAUCUGUGCAUGCAAACCAACAUCCCAAAUGUCUUUGCUGCGGGGGAUGUGGUCUCCUUUCCUGUAGCACUGCUCAACGGGGACCAGUCCAGCAUCCAUCACCAACAGGUGGCUGAGGCCCACGGUCAUAUUGCUGCCUUAAACAUGCUGAAGAAGGAGAAGGAGUUGCACACUGUUCCCUUCUUCUGGACCAUGAUGUUUGGAAAAAGCAUCCGCUACACAGGCUGCGGGAAGGGAUACACAGACACUGUUGUGAAGGGCAGUCUGGAGGAACAGAAAUUCCUGGUCUUUUACAUCAGGGAUGGCUUCGUGACUGCAGCUGCCAGCCUGAACUGUGACCCCAUGGUGUCUCUCAUCGCAGAAGUUUUAUACUCGGGGAAACAAAUCUCUAAAGAAGAGGCAGAGGCCUGCGACAUCUGCAACACACCCUCGCUGGCAGAAAUGAAGCUCGGUACAUGCCCUGCUGCCAGGGGCACGGAGUCAACCAAGUAUUAACAGCUUCUCAUCCUCCCAUCCUGGCACAAAAGAAAUAAAAUCACGAGCAAAGCUGAACCCA
Athene cunicularia (burrowing owl) is the source of this 2772-nucleotide messenger RNA. Its product is annotated as apoptosis-inducing factor 3-like. Gene Ontology annotation, molecular function: 2 iron, 2 sulfur cluster binding; oxidoreductase activity, acting on NAD(P)H; flavin adenine dinucleotide binding. Bases 879 to 2711 code for a protein of 610 amino acids. Lineage: Eukaryota; Metazoa; Chordata; Aves; Strigiformes; Strigidae. The transcript is spliced from 19 exons. The record is from RefSeq and is a predicted model, not a curated record. Gene Ontology annotation, cellular component: cytoplasm.